Messenger RNA from Lepisosteus oculatus (spotted gar), 1213 nucleotides. NCBI's taxonomy places the organism in Eukaryota, Metazoa, Chordata, Actinopteri, Semionotiformes, Lepisosteidae. The record is from RefSeq and is a predicted model, not a curated record.
GGUCCAACGGGGCAGAGCGCCCGGUCAAGACUCGCUGUGGGGGUUACGUCACACUCAGUCGAAUGGCCUCUGUGAAGCCCCGAGCGCCGCUGGUGAAAACCGCACCACACGAAAGCCCCGUUACCUUGGUGUUCCCAAACACAACACGGGGCAGCAGGCCACACGGACCGGGUGGUUCCGCAGCGGUCCCCCCCUUCCCCGAGCGUUGCAGGUGCAGCAGGAGCUAGCGCCGGGCAAAUAACGAAGUGGCGUUUGUGGAUUGGCUCUGUUUUGGGACCGCACACGGCCAUGGCGGCUCCCAGCCAGCCCGCGCCGAGACGGGACUCCCGCCGGGCAGCGAAGGCGGCGGCGGCGGUCGUGACGCCGGACAAGGACUCGCACGCCGGCGGCCCGUUCGGCCUGCGGGUCCGGCUGCGGGACACGGGGGAGCUGUACAGCGUGGCGGAGUGUCGGGCCGGCACCCGGGUCAAGGAGCUGAAGACGGCACUGGAGCUCGUGGCAGGAAUCCCCACGGAAUUCCAGCGGCUGUCCUACCUGGACGAAGGCGACAUGCCGGACGAGUCCACCCUCAGGUUCAACGACGUGGUCCCGGGCGGCACGGUCACCCUGACGGUGUGGCGCCAGGGCGGCUGGGCGGAGCUGGUGCGGGCUGCUGCAGCUGGGGACGUUCCGAGGCUCCAGUCUCUCUUGCCAAGGGGGAGCAGUCUGUGUGCGUCCCGGGACUGUGGGGCUGCCCCCGAGAUGACAGCGUGGCAGGCUCGCCGCGCCUUCUCGGCACUGUUCAUCAGCGCACACCGCGGGCACCUGCCAGCCGUCCGCUUCCUGCUGCACAACGGUAAGAGCCGGCGCGCGCUCCAGCGUCCUUCCUCCCACUGCCGCAGAGGGGGUUUGCUUUGCAGGCAGGUAAGAGGCGCGACACGAUACAUUUCACACAGCGGGGACCCGUGAGCAAAUAAGAGGCACACCUGUGUGAUGAGGAAGAAAAUCGAAAUUUAUAAAGUAAAACAUUCCAUCAAUUGAACAAGUUAAGCAGCUUAAUAGCUGUUGAAACAACUUGGUUCUGUGGCACAUGAAACUGGGUUGAACAUGAGCCUUCACUAUCCUGCUCAGUGUUUUAAUUGUGUGUAUUAAGGUUCCCAAUCCAGGCUACUGCAGUGAAUGUCAGGACAGAUUCAACUUUCUGUAGAAUAAAGUCGUCGUUGUACCACACCCA